AUGGUGAUGUUUCUCUACAGCUACGAGGGGGGAGGUGUUGAUGGAGUCGAUGGUGGAGGCACUGCCGGUGAUGAAACCCACACAUCAGCCCGACCUAUUGCAAACCCACCAGCUCACCUCUUACAACCCCCACCUACGAGCCCCUCUACAACCUCCCCAACGGCCCACUUUCAUACAACCCCCCACCCACUCGCCACCUCUUACAACCCCCAACAGCCCAAGAGCCCACCUCUACAACCCUCCCCCAACGGCCCACUUCAUACAAACCCCACCCACUCGCCACCUCUUACAACCCCCAACAGCCCAAAGGCCCACCUCUACAACCUCCCCCAACGGCCCACUUCAUACAACCCCCACCCACCCGCCACCUCUUACAACCCCCAACAGCCCACGAGCCACCUCUACAACCCUCCCCAACGGCCACUUCAUACAACCCCCACCCACCCGCCACCUCUUACAACCCCCACCUACGAGCCCACCUCUACAACCCUCCCCCAACGGCCCACUUCAUACAACCCCACCACACCCGCCACCUCUUACAACCCCACCUACGAGCCCACCUCUACAACCCUCCCCAACGGCCCACUUCAUACACCCCCACCCACCCGCCUCUUACAACCCCACCUACGAGCCCACCUCUACAAACCCUCCCCCAACGGCCCACUUCAUACAACCCCACCCACCCCCACCUCUUACAACGCCCAACAGCCCACGAGCCCACCUAUACAACCCUCCCCCAACGGCUCACCCUUACAACCUUCUCCCACCAGCCCACUUCUUAUAACCCCCACCCACCAGCCCUCCUACCCCUCACCUACAAGCUCGCCUUAUCAACAAAGACAACAGGAGAACAACGACAGAAAAAGUGGAAAAAAUCAACGCUGA
Penaeus vannamei (Pacific white shrimp) is the source of this 885-nucleotide messenger RNA. NCBI's taxonomy places the organism in Eukaryota, Metazoa, Arthropoda, Malacostraca, Decapoda, Penaeidae. The record is from RefSeq and is a predicted model, not a curated record.